Molecule: messenger RNA, 828 nt
Organism: Punctularia strigosozonata HHB-11173 SS5
Lineage: Eukaryota; Fungi; Basidiomycota; Agaricomycetes; Corticiales; Punctulariaceae
Exons: 9
Coding region: 1-828 (275 amino acids)
Source: RefSeq, a predicted model, not a curated record
AUGGUCCCUCACUGUCGACGCUCUGAAGUUCACCAGCUGUCGGACGAGAGUGCCGAUGGGAUCAUCUCGGGCACGCGCGUACAGAACAAGCGGUGGUCGCUCGGCAAAACCCUGUUCAUAUGGAGCCGGUACUACAGCCUUGCAAGCAGCAUCGGUACGGCAUUCCAUCGGAGGCACAAAGCACGGCUUAACAUAGCUUUCCGGUGUUUCAGACUGAUCCUCGAGCUACGGUUAUGGGCCAUGUACGGGAGCACUAAGAAAGUUGCCACAUUCUUCUGUCUGCUUACUGCGAUGGAGGCUGUUGGUUAUGGAGUAAUUUUCUCCAAGCAUCCUAUGGGUUUAACGUACGCUGACGUGCGCCAUGGACACCUCAUUGCAUAUGGCUGGACGAUUGGGGUAUCGGUGGACAGCAUCCUUCUGGGGUUCACUCUGUACAAAACCUUUCAGCACUCGAGGGAAGGUAGGAUGGAAGGUGGUCUAAUGCAGCUGCUCACGCGAGACCAGACGCUGUUCUUCUUCCCGAUUCUGGGCAUUUUCGUCACGAACCAGGUGAUCUGGCUGGUUAACCACACGACCAUCAACGAGGUGGCCACCGGAUAUGCCGUCGGACUAUCUGCAGUCCUCGCCCACCGCCUCAUGAUAUCUGUUCGGGUGUCGUACUACUCAAAGACGGAAUGCUCGAAUAUAUCUGGGAUGCUCCCCAGUAUCCGAUUCGAGCAUGGCCAUGAGACGACCCGUACUCGUCUCACGAACUUCGAGGAGCAGCAAGUCCGCACUCGUCGCGACAUAGUCGAAAUGGACCAGUUCAACGACCAGCAGGGCGUGUAG